Spodoptera litura is the source of this 789-nucleotide messenger RNA. RefSeq lists its product as uncharacterized. Lineage: Eukaryota; Metazoa; Arthropoda; Insecta; Lepidoptera; Noctuidae. Gene Ontology annotation, cellular component: mitochondrion. The record is from RefSeq and is a predicted model, not a curated record.
UUUCAAUGUUAUUAUUGUCGUAUCAUACGGAAGAGAAAAACACUUACAAUAUCCAAAUAUGAUGCUUACAAACAAUCAUUAUCUCUUUCUUUACAAACUAUAUUCAUUAUAUAAGCGUAAAGUGUGACAGAAAGAGUAACCCCAAGCUAGUUCAUGUUAUAACCUAUUCAUUGGAUGUCAUGAAAAAAAGCUAUUAAUGUUACAUUCUGAGAACUAACAUGUGCAAAAGAUGAUAAAUAUUGGCCAUAAAUUUUGCUAUUUAUACACCAAAAUGAUUCAGAAAUCGAACAUUUUACGCCUUCCAGUGCUGGUUAGAAGUCAGAAAUAUGUUAUUAGAACUUGUACCACUACGUCACAGACUACUGAUGAUGAAAAAGCGCGCGAAUUGGAAAGAAUAGCCAAAGAAGCUUCAAUAGACGAACCUCCAACGAGUUGUUGCCAGUCCGGCUGCGCUAACUGUGUGUACAUUGUAUGGGCAGAGGCCCUUUCAGCCAAAAUACAAAAUGUUGGCCCUGAAGUCAGUGACAAAAUCCUAGAAAUGGUACAAGAUCCAUCCAUGAAAGCAUACCUUGAAAUGGAAUUGAGGAUAAGAGGGUUAAAAAAAUGAAUUUGUAGAUGUUCAAAUUUAAAAAGUGUGAAUUCCACAUUGUAGUUAACAAUAUAAGCCCCUUUUUAUUUUAUUCAGCUUAGUCAUGUAAUUCUUGAUGAGGAGCUUGACUAGCUUUAAACUGUCAAACACCAAACGAUCACCGGUGACCGCAACCUAUUGUUCUAUAAUUGUGUCUACAA